AGGGCGAAGUGCAGACAACCUGCUGAACUCUCAAGCUUCAGAUUAUCGAAGCACAAUUUCAGCUCUUUUUUUUUUUGCAGAUUUUUGAUGCACAGGCAACAGCUGGGGAUCAGUUUUAAACACUUUGGUGCUUGACACCCAUCAGGAUCAUUAUAGAUCACUAAAAGCAUUAAAAGACAUAGUUUGUGAUGAGUGUCUGCCCUGCCUGAGAGAAGAGAUAUGGAUGCUUUUGAGGGAAUUCACAGCGUCCGGAUUUCAUCUUCUCCGCCGUCUUCAACAGCAACUAGCCCAGGAUAUGAAGUCCUCAAAGCAGGGAGAUCUGGAAUAGCAGUAUAUUCAUCCGCGGUCUUUUUCGGCACACCUGACGUCCUGGGAGCCAGACACAAGUCCAGCAGGAAAACUGAGGAGGAAGGCUGUGUUGUUGGACGGUUGGUAGAUCUGGAUCCAGAGCCAGAGUCCAGAGUGGAGGGAGGAGGCCAGGCUGGGCCCCCCUCUGGCAGGGGCCAUGGCGACCUCUCCCGGCUCCGUAGCUCAUCGCUGGAGAUCAAAGAAAAAGAAAUCAGAGAAAAGGGGUCAGAGAUCCUUAGGGAACAGCUGGACGCUGCAAAGAAGGAACUGAAACUAAAGGACAAGGAGUGCGAGCGUCUGUCGCAGGUCAGGAAUCAGCUGGAGCAGGAGCUGGAGGAGCUGACUGCCAGUCUGUUUGAGGAAGCUCACAAGAUGGUGCAUGAAGCUAACGUCAAACAAGCAGCAGCAGAGAAACAACUGAAGGAGGCUCAGGGAAAGAUUGACGUUCUACAAGCGGAGGUGACGGCGCUCAAGGCUCUGGUGUUGACAUCAACACCUUCUUCACCAAACCGGCAGUUGCAUCCACAGCUGCAGUCUUCAGGAACCAGAGGAGCAUACAAACAUGUCGGGGGCCACAUCCGCAACAAGAGUGCGAGCGGUGCCUUUCCAUCCUCGCUUGGAAAACCAGAACCCUCCUCAGUGUCUGUUCAGCCUGUGGCCAAAGAGGACAGAGAGAUGGACUCCGUUCUCUAUGCAGAGUUUUUGAUGUGGAAGGAAAAUCCGAGUCUCGAGCGCUCCUCUGCCUUCCUGAGUCGCAUCUACAGAGAAGACAUCGGACCCUGCCUCUCCUUCACGAGAUCUGAGCUGUCGCAGCUGGUGCAGAGUGCCGUGGAAAACAACUCUUUGACUGUGGAGCCUGUGGCCAUGUCAGCGCUGCCGAUGGUUAAAGCCUCAGCUAUAGAGUGUGGCGGCCCUAAUGGCUUUAGGGCAGCAAUAGAGACAAAAUGCGCAUUAAGUGGCAUGUCACGCCUCUGCAGACAUCGCAUUAAACUGGGUGACAAAGGGAGCUACUAUUACAUCUCUCCUUCCAGCCGAGCACGGAUCACGGCUGUUUGCAAUUUUUUUACUUAUAUUCGUUACAUCCAGCAGGGCCUGGUGAGACACGAUGCGGAGCAGAUGUUCUGGGAGGUGAUGCGUCUCCGCAGAGAGAUGACUGUGGCAAAGUUAGGUUUCUACCUCACUGACGAGGGCUAGAGGACAGCCCACUGAAACACCAGGACAACAUGAUCCCGGGACCUGGAUUAUUCAAGGUCGUAAUCAGGGUUAAACUGUGGUAACAAACCUUGGAUCAGUUUUUGUAGCAGAGGUUGUACAGCAUUAGUGCUGCAGCAGAGGUCAAUCAACAAGGGAAGCAACAACUGUUCAUGUGCCACUUUUAUGCAAUAGGGCAAAGAUUUAAACCAGCACAGCUAGAUAGGAGUAAAAUAACUAAUAAUUUCAAAGAGCGAGAUGUGUAAAAUAUAUUUUUCUGUUAUACUGCAGGCCUCCAGUAUUUCUCUCCACUGGUGAGGAGAAUUGUUUCUGAACCUCCCGGGUGGAGUACAUGCAACCUCUCACGUUAAUACGAUAGAUUGUAUGUAUCAGUUUUCAAGCGUUGGUCUGUUGAAAAGACGAGCGCAAUGCAGGAUGAAAGCAGUUUUGAGAGUUUAGUUGGUCUCUUACCUCAAGUAUUACACAUUCAACUGUAAUGUAGUCUAAUGUGAGAUUGACAAUAGUCCUCUAGUUUCACCCAACAGUUAUUUUGGUUGUUUUCUUUAUUUUUACAUUAAUAUAAUGCUAAACAGUGUUUCUUAGUUGCUUUGAGUUAUUGGCUGAAACAACACAGCCAGGACUUCUUGUCUCAGCAUGGCCUUAAUACUGUUGCUCUACCUGUUGUAGGUGCCUCAUAUAAAAAACAUAAAUGAAAUGUAACAAACAGCUACAUGUUAGCCUGGCCUGUACUUAAUAAUCAGAUAUAUUGGUAAUAAAUUAGUUAUAACACAUCAACAUAGUUUUACAAUAUAGUCAGAAAAUGAACAAGCUUUAAUACAAGUGAUUGCAAUAUGCACAACUGUUGCAACUGUAGGUUUGCACGUUUGCAAUGAACAGUAUGUACAUACAGUAAAAGCCAUAAAUGACUAUGCAUGAAUGCAGUACAUAGCCAUAUUGUGCAAUGUAUAUUGGUUGUACCUCAUAGUAUAGAUUUAUUAUUAUUAAUGGCCAAGUUUUACAGAAAGCGGUCUCUUGAAGGUAAAAAAACAAAAUGAAGAAUAUUGUGUCAGAAAGUGCAAUAACUGCUUAUUAGCCAUCAUUAGGGCUUUGAGGUUCCCAGCCUCAGUGUACUGAUAAUCAACGGUGUCUUCCAGUGUAAACACUCCAUUAAAGACGAGGCAUUGUAGCCUGAUUGCAGAA
This is a messenger RNA of Dicentrarchus labrax (European seabass), 2739 nucleotides long. RefSeq names its product RAB3A interacting protein (rabin3)-like 1 (gene rab3il1). The transcript is spliced from 12 exons. Gene Ontology annotation, cellular component: Golgi to plasma membrane transport vesicle. The coding region runs from base 220 to 1542 and encodes 440 amino acids. Gene Ontology annotation, biological process: exocytosis. Lineage: Eukaryota; Metazoa; Chordata; Actinopteri; Moronidae. The record is from RefSeq and is a predicted model, not a curated record. Gene Ontology annotation, molecular function: guanyl-nucleotide exchange factor activity.